GCCCUGCAGAGCCUAGAAUGGGAGAAGAGUGCAACGCCUGAGUAGUGCCGCCGCCCACUCUGCGCUCCUCUCGGCGCCUCGCCCUCCAGCCCGCCUGCCCAGCCGCUUGCUCGCCGCCCAGAACACCUUCCACCAUGGCCACUUCAGCAAGCUCCCAGUUAAACAAAGGCAUCAAGCAGGUGUAUAUGUCCCUGCCUCAGGGUGAAAAGGUCCAAGCUAUGUACAUCUGGAUCGAUGGUACUGGAGAAGGCCUGCGCUGUAAGACCCGGACCCUGGACAGUGAGCCCAAGUGUAUAGAAGAAUUGCCUGAGUGGAAUUUUGAUGGCUCUAGUACCUUCCAGUCUGAAGGUUCCAACAGUGACAUGUAUCUUGUCCCUGCUGCCAUGUUUCGGGACCCUUUCCGCAAGGACCCCAACAAACUGGUGUUUUGUGAAGUCUUCAAGUACAACCGAAAGCCAGCAGAGACCAAUUUAAGGCACACCUGCAAACGGAUAAUGGACAUGGUGAGCAACCAGCACCCCUGGUUUGGAAUGGAGCAGGAAUACACUCUCAUGGGCACAGAUGGCCACCCAUUUGGCUGGCCCUCCAACGGCUUCCCUGGGCCGCAAGGUCCCUACUACUGCGGCGUGGGCUCGGACAGAGCCUACGGCAGGGAUAUCGUCGAGGCUCAUUACCGGGCCUGCUUAUACGCCGGCAUCAAGAUCGGGGGCACAAAUGCUGAGGUCAUGCCUUCCCAGUGGGAGUUCCAGAUAGGACCCUGUGAAGGGAUCGAAAUGGGAGAUCAGCUCUGGGUGGCCCGUUUCAUCUUGCAUCGUGUCUGUGAAGAUUUCGGGGUGAUUGCAACCUUUGACCCUAAGCCCAUUCCCGGGAACUGGAAUGGUGCCGGCUGCCACACCAACUUCAGCACCAAGGCCAUGCGGGAGGAAAACGGCCUGAAGUUCAUCGAGGAGGCCAUCGACAGGCUGAGCAAACGGCACCAGUACCACAUCCGUGCCUACGAUCCCAAGGGGGGCCUGGACAAUGCCCGGCGGCUGACUGGAUUCCACGAAACCUCCAACAUCCACGACUUUUCUGCCGGCGUGGCCAACCGCGGCGCCAGCAUCCGCAUCCCCCGGACUGUCGGCCAGGAGAAGAAGGGCUACUUCGAAGACCGCCGCCCCUCUGCCAACUGUGACCCCUUCUCGGUGACAGAAGCCCUCAUCCGUACAUGUCUUCUCAACGAAACUGGCGAUGAGCCCUUCCAGUAUAAAAACUAAGUGGACUGGACGUGCAGCCGUGAAAUCCCUAAUACUGCACCUCCUCUGCCACCCCUCUUUUGUCCUAAUAGCUGUAACACAAAGGGCGGAAUAUCAAGGUGAUCUUGUCAUUCCUCACGCCCAGUUAAUAUCUCUUGCUUUCUUUGGCCAGGAUAGAGGGGUCACGUUCUUAAUCUCUUCAUACCCACUCAACCCUCCUGCCCCUGUUUUCCCUUUCACCGAAGCUUUAGUUAGUGGGGAGGGGGGUGGGAAACAUAACCACUGCUUCCAUUUAAUCAGGUGUGUGUGUCCAGUAGGCGUAGCUGUGCAGACAGAGGACAUAGUGUUUGUGAAAGGAGGGGAAGACUGUUUUUCCUCCAAGGUAGCUGAGUGUGGGGAGAGCGGACCACUGACUGCAUCUGGUCAGGUUAGCCUCAACCCCUCUUGGGAGGAGCUUGGGAAAUUCCCUUUCUUCCAAGGUUAUAACCAGCCUGCUAUUGAAAACAAGAAUGAGGAGAAGAGCAAAGGGGUGGGAGUCUAGAAAAGGUCCUCCCACCUGCUCCUGGGAGGCACCUUCAGGCCAGAACACAGCUCAGCAUAGAUGAUGGAUAGACCUACCUUAGACGGAAAAGUUCUUAACUGCUUGGUCCUCCAUUUAUAACACAAAGCAGAGUAGUAUUUUUAUAUUUAAAUGUAAAAACAAACAAAAAAAUUAUAUAUAUAUGGGUGUGUGGAUAUGUGUGUUUUUUUUUUCUAAAGGAGAAAAACCAUCUGGUCUCCAGGGGCCAAAUGUGAGGGGUGUGGUCUUGUUGGACAGGAGGGUCUCCUGGUUGGGAUUGUGGGGGGUAAAAAUUGACUGUCUAGGGCUGUUAGCAACCCCCGCCCACAAUUGCUUCCAAGGUGUCUGGCCAUAUCCACCCUCCUGAAGAGGUGGACACAGGCCAAGUAACUGGGGAAGCAGGUCCCGGCAGUCAGUCACGUGGGCCGUACAUUGGUCUCAAACACACAUGGACUUGAACACACGAGUUUAAAGAUCUGAGUUGGCUGGUCAACUUGAGCAUGUUGCUGACAAAGGGUUUGGGGGUUAUUUUUCUGGUGGGACUAGCAUGUCACUAAAGCAGGCCUUUUGAUACAUUAAAUUUUUUUUAAAAGCAAAACAAGGUUAGAAUUUACUCCUAUUUGUAGGGUUUCUAAGUCUUUGUUUUACAGAAUUGCUUCUUUGCUUAACUCGCAUCCCUGCUCUUGGGAGAAGCAGGGGGCAGGACUAGAGUCAGAACACUUCUAAUUUUGUAUCCUGGUGUCUGUUCUCUGAGUGUGAAAUACUUUGUUAAGAUUCCUUAGAAAUUAUUUUCCCUUUAAUAAAAAUCAGGCCCCACCUCACCCUAAUUUUUCCUUACUGCUCGGGGGCUGUCUUUCUGCUGUCUGUGGCCAGCCAGGUGCAGUUCCUCUUGCCAGGAUUCCUGAUGCCUUGUACAAUGUGUUCAGAGUUACCUACUCGGUGUAAACAAACUAUGUUAACAACCCAGAGCUGCUCAUAUAAAUCAAUCUAACAUUUCUAAGAUUUCUUCUGACUUGAUUCUUUGUGAUUCUUUUAAAUCUCAAGUGCCAUUUUAUUCCUUUCAUGUCAAAAAAAGGUAUUUUUUAAAAAGCAACAAAGCUUUAUCUGUUACUGGGAUUUGUAAAAUCUUGAACUAUAUUGCCUACUGGCUCUUCUAUGGAUGUGGGUAUUUGGGAUUCCUAGAUUAAGGCGUAAACCAGCUGCUGUAUUAGGUUGUAAAUACAAACUCCAAGCUUCUCUCA
Molecule: messenger RNA, 3035 nt
Organism: Condylura cristata (star-nosed mole)
Lineage: Eukaryota; Metazoa; Chordata; Mammalia; Eulipotyphla; Talpidae
Gene: GLUL
Product: glutamate-ammonia ligase
Exons: 7
Coding region: 135-1256 (373 amino acids)
Cellular component (GO): cytoplasm
Molecular function (GO): glutamine synthetase activity
Source: RefSeq, a predicted model, not a curated record